AUGGCGUCCAAUUACGGGGGAAGACUUCUUCAGAGAUGUUCGAAUUCGGCCAAGGCUUUCACGAGUCCAGCCACCCGAUUAGCUUCUGUCGCCUCUGGUUCAUCUAAGCUCGGUGGACUAGCUCCUUCGAUGCCUUCCUCCACUUCUCGCCUUGCUCGUCGCCAGCGUCUCUUCUCAAACUCGAGGCUGCCGUUGGCAUUGGGUUGCGGUCAGUCAUUAAUUCCUCUUCAUUCCGUUACUGCUUCUGCCUUGCUAAAGUCUAUGCUGUCUUCAGAAGUUGGCCAGUGGAGCUGUCUUUCGGAAGACAAGUCUUCUAGGCGUCAAGAAGUCAAUUUCAUUGUUAUUUACCUCAAGUUUAGGGCAGAUCAGGGACUGGGUCACUGA
Oldenlandia corymbosa var. corymbosa is the source of this 384-nucleotide messenger RNA. The record is from the annotation of a GenBank genome assembly. Lineage: Eukaryota; Viridiplantae; Streptophyta; Magnoliopsida; Gentianales; Rubiaceae.